Stomoxys calcitrans (stable fly) is the source of this 1377-nucleotide messenger RNA. RefSeq names its product cuticle protein 38. The transcript is spliced from 4 exons. Bases 97 to 984 code for a protein of 295 amino acids. The record is from RefSeq and is a predicted model, not a curated record. NCBI's taxonomy places the organism in Eukaryota, Metazoa, Arthropoda, Insecta, Diptera, Muscidae.
UUUUGUCAUAAACAUUCAAACCACAAGUUGCAUUAAACUCAAACAGUCUCAUAAUACUCUCCAACAUCACUGCCAACGAAAAUAAAUCUUAACAAAAUGUUCAAAUUGAUUGCUGUUUUCUCUGCUCUCUUCGCCGUUGCCUCAGCCGGCUAUUUGGGAGGUUAUGGUCAUGGUUUGGCUUAUUCUGCACCCGCUUAUUCUGCCCCCGCUUAUACAGCCUCCUAUCAUGCUGUCGCGGCACCCGUAGUCCAUUCAGCUCCUAUUAUUAAAUCUUAUGCUGCCCCUGUUGCAGUGGCCGCGCCCAUUGUGAAAACCUAUGCUGCUCCUGUGGCAGUAGCUGCUCCUGUCAUCAAAACCUAUGCCGCUCCAGUGGCCACCUCAUAUGCCAAUACUUAUAAGGUAUCCGCUAAGGCCAUUCCUGUAGUACAUGCCGCCCCAGCAGUGGUUGCCGCACCAGUCUACAAAUCAUAUGCCGCCCCCGCUGUUGUAGCUGCUCCCGCCUACGGCUAUGGUUAUCAUCAUGGUCUAGCCAGUUAUGGUCACUCUGUCUAUCAUCAUAACCAAAUUAAAAAUUCCCACAACAAAAUGUUUAAAUUGAUUGCUGUCUUCUCUGCUCUCUUCGCUGUCGCCUCAGCUGGCUAUCUGGGUCAUGGUUUAGCUUUAACUGCUCCCGCCUAUAGUGCUUCCUACCAUGGUGUAGCAGCUCCUGUCUACAAAUCCUAUGCUGCUCCCAUAGUACAUGCAGCACCUGUUGUACAUGCUGCUCCAGUCAUUAAAACCUAUGCUGCUCCCGUGGCUACCUCCUAUGCCAAUACCUACAAGGUUUCCGCUAAAGCUAUUCCUGUGGUACAUGCUGCCCCCGCCGUUGUUGCUGCUCCAGUUUAUAAGACUUAUGCUGCCCCCGCAGUGGUUGCUGCUCCCGCCUAUGGUUAUGGUUAUCAUCAUGGUCUUGCCAGUUAUGGUCACUCGGUUUAUCAUCAUUAAGUCGAGGGGGGCAUACAGAUAAUCGACAAUGAUUUUUGCUUCAAAGCUUGCCCAGGACGACAAUUCUCAUGUGUAUGACAUUUGGACGAAAAUUUCAUAUUAUCAUUAAUUUAAUUUAAAUCAUCGAGACCUAUUUCUUUUCAUUUUGUCAUUGUUUUUAAUUUUUCAUAAAUUUUGUAAAUAUGUUGGAGAGUGAGAGAAAUGUUAAUAUUCAGAGCUUCAAGUCACUUAUAUUUGUAUAAAACCUUAGAGAGCGGAAACAGAUUUUGUUAUCAUAAGGAGAGUUGUAAAGUUAGAUUUUUAAAUUAGAGAAAUACCAGAGAGAGAGAGAGUGAGAGAGAGAGAGGGAGAAAGAGAAACACUAAAUAAGAGUGAGUUGCAAUUGAUGUUCUU